GAGGGAAAAGGGGCAGACCAGGAUGGUGUGAAUAAGCCGUUUGUUUGUCCCUCCGUUGUCCUCCCUGUCCUUGCCUGGUGCUUGGUGCCUGGCAUCCAGAGUAAUUUCCUUUCAUAACCACCACUGCCAUCCUUGCAUUAGCAUUUUCACUGCUGCAAGGGCAACAUUCAAGUGUGUGUGUGUGGUUGUUCGCCAGCUCACUACCGGCCUUAUUAUGCAGGGACUGGGCAAGACUGAGAGAGGAGAGCAGGGCCGAGACAUCGACCUGACAUCGCUGAGAUCCACCAUGCCGGCCAGCGGCCCUCUGCAGGGAGGUUCAACCUCUAACCUGAACAUGAACCUUUAUGCUACCAAGAAAACCGCAGCUGAAGGCAUGUUGGACAUCGCUCUGUUCCUGGCAAACAUCACACACAUGAAGACUGUCAUUGAACAGGGAGCUGGGUACAGGUACUAUGCUGCUGUUCUGACCCUCAUCUCCUUCUCCCUGGCUCUUCAGAUAGUGGCUGGAAUCCUGAUCAUUAUAAUCGCCCGCAGGGACCUGAAUGUGGUGUCCAAUCAGAAACGACUCGACUACCUGAACAACGUUGCCACAGGCGUCAUCUUCGCCACCACCGUGAUCAACUUCUUCAUCAGCUUCUUCGGAUCCAAGAGGACCGGCUUCUUCCGCUGGCUGCUGGCUCGACUCCACUUCUGAGACACACACAAACACACACAAAAUCACAAAUGCAUUCACACACAUGCACACAUUCAAGUGACACAAUGAUCCAAAAUGACGGAUUUUGAAAAACUAUUCACACAUGUUCAAACAUCACGUCUUAUUUCUCAUUCCAGCUUUCAAAACUGUAAUCCAACUAAGACAUUUUCACUUUAACCAACUGUGAUGUAAAUAUGCAUUAUUUCAUUUGCUGCAAUAAUGUGCUUGAGCAAAAAUUAAACAUAUUUUUUUAUUAUUUGUGUCUGUAUUUUUUACAUUUUACAUGUUUUUCCCCCUUGUUUGGUAACUGGUAAAAUUACGAAACCUGUUUUAUUUGCAUUUACUUGAAAACAUGUGUGACAGAAAAUUAUUUUUAGGUUCAAUAUCAGGAAAAAAGCAGAGUGAAUACAUGUGUACAUGGCGUCCUACAGAAAGCUGAAUAAAUGAAAUGAUUUAACAGAAAUCUGUGCUUUGAUUAUUGCAUUUUUAUUAAUGAUUAUUACGGCUCAAAUGAAAACUAGGUGGACAUGAAGUGGACCUGUUAUUACAAACUGUAGUAUGUGUGCAAGUGUGUCCAUGCAUGCAAGAUAAGUAACUUUUGCUCUUUAUUUUAUGCAUGGAUUUGAAGUCAAUAAAAAUGUCCAAACUCUCAGUGUUUCAGCAA
Molecule: messenger RNA, 1358 nt
Organism: Amphiprion ocellaris (clown anemonefish)
Lineage: Eukaryota; Metazoa; Chordata; Actinopteri; Pomacentridae
Product: ninjurin-2-like
Exons: 4
Coding region: 215-694 (159 amino acids)
Biological process (GO): cell adhesion; tissue regeneration
Cellular component (GO): membrane
Source: RefSeq, a predicted model, not a curated record